UUUUUUCAGCAGACCAUUAAACGACGACGAAGAUGCUCAAGUUGGUUGCAUUCUGUGCCAUGUUGGUUGCUCUGCAACUCGUCAGGGCUGAAGGUGAAGGAGGCUGCUGGUACGACUACCUAAAAGAGAAGCUGCCUGAAGACGAGUUGGUGGCCAUCCCCGACAAGACAGACCUCGCUGACUGCAAGAAAGUUUGCGAAGAGACUGACAUCUGCUACGUCCUUCAAGUCUCUGGAGGCAAGUGCUUCAUGAACAAGAACCCCGAAGUCAACUGGGACAAGAUCAUGGCAGAUCAAGAAGAUUCCAACAUCUACUCGUAUGCCUCCUGCGACGAUGCUCCAGCUGACAAGCCCGCUGAAGCACCUUGAAUAAACUGAAACUCAGUUCUUUUGAUUAUUUAAUUAAAUUAAAUUUAGAAGCUCAUUUGGAAGUUUUAAUUAACACUGCUGUAUUAAUGAAGAAAUAAAUUUUCCAAUUAAA
This is a messenger RNA of Helobdella robusta, 480 nucleotides long. RefSeq lists its product as hypothetical. The coding region runs from base 33 to 368 and encodes 111 amino acids. The transcript has 2 exons. NCBI's taxonomy places the organism in Eukaryota, Metazoa, Annelida, Clitellata, Rhynchobdellida, Glossiphoniidae. The record is from RefSeq and is a predicted model, not a curated record.